UCAAGUUCGUGUCCGGGUCCGGGUCGGUGUCAAGGUCCAGGUCCAGCCGGACCCCAUCCAUUGCCUCCCAUAAUGGGGAGAGCGAUUUUCUAUCUCUUAUCUUCGUACGUCGAGUAGCCAACCGAUGUACUAUGGAUUGAGGGAAAGUGGUUUUCUACCUCUGUAUUCUUACGUCGACUAACUUGGGAUUGGGCUGUAAGGUGAAUUUGGGACGCACCCCGGAUUGCGUUCCACGCUCCAACUCGCCCCCUACAAAAACGCUAAGCCAAUCGUCCGUACCCGCCCAGAUCAUGCCAUCCUGAGGCGCCAUUGAUCGAGCGGAGGUACGCCGGAGCAAUGGCGUCAGCCACCACCGGCCGAGCAGUGGCAUCAACCACCAGCUCGACCUGUAGCUGCCCCACCAACAUCUUCUCUGGCAUCACCGCAAAUGAGACCGCACAGGCACUCUUCCUUCUCGGCACCCAGGUGUGCGUCCUCCUCGUCGCCGUCCACCUCGUGCGCAUGUUCCUCAAGCUGGUGCGCCUCCCUCAGUACAUGGCCGAACUAAUUGCUGCGGGUUUGAUAGGUCCAUCUGGGUUGGGCCAGAUCUGUUGGGUUAAGGCCGCAUUGUUUUCACCUGCAAGCAUCCGUGCGCUCACAGGUUUCUCGAGCGGAGGUGGCCUCUACAUCGCUUUCGCCAUUGGCCUUGAGAUGGACCCGUCGCUCAUCUGGAGCUCAGGGCGGCGAGCCCGGCUCACGGUAUUUAGUGGCCUGGCUAUCUCCACUGUAUUGGGCCUCUCCACAUCAAACUUGCUUUGCGAAAUGCUCGGUAUGCAGACUAACUGCGGCCAUCUCCGCCUCAUGAUGCCACUCCUCAUCGCCCUCACGGGCUCCCCAGCAAUGAUCCGACAUGCCACGGAGAUGAAACUGGGCACCACAGAGGUGGGCCAGCUGGGCUGCUCUGUGGCGCUGCUCAACGAUGUGUCGUGCCUCACGGUAAUGUCGAUGGUGUCUCUGUCGCCCGUCUUCUACAAGACCUCAUUUAAAGGCAACCUGCUCGAGUCCCUGGUGGCAAUAGCUUACCCUCUGGUAGCCUACCUCUUGGUCCGGCCCUGCGUGAGACUAGUGAUGCACGACAAACAGAGCCACAUGCAGCUUAUCGUGGUGAUGGCGAUGGUUGUGGCAUGCACUGCAAUGGGGGAGGCAGUGGGAUACAAUGGGCUGGUGGCGAGCUUCAUAUUUGGAAUUCUGGUGCCAAGGGAAGGGGGUGUGGCGACGGCUCUGUUGGACCGUCUAUUCUUCCCGGUGAGGUACAUAGCGCUGCCGAUGUAUUUCACCUUUGCAGGGCAGCUUGUGAACCACAGGGUUAACUGGGAUGGAGGAACGAAGGGGCCGGCGUCAAUGGUGCCUAUUCAGGCAGUACUGCUCGUUGCUGUCUUAUGCAUGACCUCAAAGCUCUCAAUAUCAGUGGCCAUGGCGUGGUUGUACAAGACUCCCCUGCAUGAGGGCCUCAUCUUGGGUUUCCUUCUCAAUGCCAGGGGCUUCCCCGACUUGAUAUUUAUCGUUACUGGUGAAGAGCACCAUAUGCUAGAUAUUCGAGUUCAAUCGCUGGUUAUGAGCAGUUCCGUCCUCAACUCCAUAUUCGCAGCCCUUGCCGUGCUUGCCAUAAUGACAGUCACCAAGAGGCCCAAGGUGGUGGCGUACUCACACCCAAAGAUAACGAGACAACGCCAUACUCAGCAGAUGCGCCUACUGGUGUGCUUACAUAACAUCAUCGACAUGACUGGCACGAUCAAUCUAAUCGAGGCAUUUCGUUGCUCUGGCGCCUCGCCUAUUGCCAUCUACACUGUACACCUAAUUGAGUACAACGAGCGCACAGCUGCUCAAUUACUCUAUCGACGGGAUAUUACAUACACAUUGGUAGGGGGAGAGGCAAAGAAAAUAGCUGCCGCGAUUCAGGCAUAUGUUUUCGAGGCCGGAAUAUCGUUGCAGCAUUGCACAGCCGUCUCCUUCUUCUUCAACAUGCAUGAGGAUAUCUGCCACAUUGCUGAGGAUAUGGAUGCCACCUUCAUUAUCCUCCCUUUCCACAUGUUCCAGAGAUUUGAUGGCAGGAUGCAAUUACGACAUUCAGAUUUAAGGUGGCUUAAUAAGAGGAUGAUACAUAAUGCACCAUGUCCUGUGGGGAUACUCGUCGACCGGGGGCUUGGAGGUACCACCCUGAGGUCGGCCACCCACAUGUCCCAUAACGUCAUCGCACUCUUCUUCGGGGGACCGAGUGACCGUGAGGCCCUAAAACUAGUUAGCAGGAUGGUCGAGCAUCCAGGCAUCAGCUUCACGCUCUUGCGCUUCUUACCAUCCAGCAUGAGCGAUUCACCAGAAAGCACAAGGCCUUCGAACACUUCAGAGAAUGCAGUGAUUCCUAAAAUACCCCAAGCUACUUCAAUAGGGAGCAACACUGUCUUUAUCUCCUUUGGCAUGAAAGAGGAGGCCCUAGAUGAGAAGUCUCUAGAAAAAUUCAGAAGAAUGUUCGUAUACACUGGGAUUGCGUCGUACAAAGAGAUGCCAAUGAAGAUGGGUCAAGAGAUGGUUGCAACAUUGGAAGCUUUAGAUGCCGAGUCCACACUGUUCAUUGUCGGAGGCGGGGAGCCGCAGGCAGAUGUAGGGCUGAGCGGUUGGGCGGAGUGCCCAGAGUUGGGCCCUAUUGGGGACCUCUUGGCUUCCUCAGAUUUUACCAUUACCAGUUCAGUUCUAAUUAUAAGCAAAUGCUUUCCUGGCCAAAGAAAUUCAUGCUAGACGCUAAUAUGGUGGUUUACUUACUUGUUAAAAAGUCUAAAGUCUUUGUAGAGGCCACCAUUUGGUACUCUAGGCCUCCAGAUUUCCUUACCGUCCUUUAUUUCAAGAUGGACAAUGAUUUUAUUGUAGGGUUGUAAAAUAGUAUGAUGUGAUUUUCUUAUAUUUUAUUAAUGAAAAAAUAGGUAGGGGGCCUU
Molecule: messenger RNA, 2966 nt
Organism: Amborella trichopoda
Lineage: Eukaryota; Viridiplantae; Streptophyta; Magnoliopsida; Amborellales; Amborellaceae
Product: cation/H(+) antiporter 15
Biological process (GO): regulation of pH; proton transmembrane transport
Cellular component (GO): endomembrane system; membrane
Molecular function (GO): antiporter activity
Source: RefSeq, a predicted model, not a curated record